Molecule: messenger RNA, 1004 nt
Organism: Drosophila santomea
Lineage: Eukaryota; Metazoa; Arthropoda; Insecta; Diptera; Drosophilidae
Exons: 1
Coding region: 98-934 (278 amino acids)
Source: RefSeq, a predicted model, not a curated record
AGAAUCACUCGAAAGUCAGACAGUAACCAGACAGUCGUAAGAUAAUAUCUUCAAAAUUUAAAAAGAGUAACCAAAAAAAAUACUUAACAAAAUUAAAAUGAACACUGAAACUUAUGGAACCCACUUGGGCAAAACUAAGAGUUCAGAACCGUCGAUAGGACCUAUUGAUUCCGGUCAUAAUUUUGCUGAGCAGGAAGCUUUGAUCCUAAAACCCAAGGCUCUAGAGCCGCUGCCCUCUUGGUUGGCGUGGUGCGAUCGAAACUCAAAGCCUGUGAAGCGCGUUCAGCCUCGGGCGAUUCGAAUCUUGACCCCUUGGCAGAAAAACGGUCCGAUGACCAUAAGAGAUUGGAAGCAUUUCGGCGCCUGGGCUAGUUUCCGGGCCAGACCCAAAAAUCCAAAGCUGAUGAGACCUGCAAAACCUUUCUGUGCGGCCAAAUACUUGCCUUGUGCCCUAAGGAAGCGCCAGCUGGACGAGGAAGAGUUGCGGGAAAGGAUGUUACUGUUGGCCAAGCCCCGGAAGAUCACCGAGAAGUAUAAUACGCCAGACCAACCUCCAGCGUACUCCCCGGCGAUCCCUUGGGGCAAGCCACCGCAUCGCGAUCCCGGUCGACCCUUCCAACCUCCCUACGUUCCCGACUGUUUUCCAACCGACGAACUGGAGGCGGACUUCUGGGCCCAGCUCAGAUUUCCUGUCCGGCAGGCAGCCCUCUUGGGAAAGACUACGCCCCGCAUCCAGUCCCUGGCCAAGCCACGGGCAUAUCCACCAACUCCGCACUGCCCCGUUCCUGAAAAGGUGCUGCAUCCGCUGGAUGUUCCGCCUCCACCACGAAGGAAGUUCUCAAACAGGGGCUGGCGAAUGCACCAGAUCCGACUGUUAUAUCUGUCUAAGCCGGUUUUCAGAAAUGAAAUGAGUUUCUUCUAUAGUCAGAUGUAACCACCUGCUUCCAAACUGCUCUUUAUAUUUGUCCAACCCAAAACGAAUUUAUACAAGUUUUUGACCCAUA